Trichomonas vaginalis G3 is the source of this 1335-nucleotide messenger RNA. RefSeq names its product armadillo (ARM) repeat-containing protein family. The record is from RefSeq and is a predicted model, not a curated record. NCBI's taxonomy places the organism in Eukaryota, Parabasalia, Trichomonadida, Trichomonadidae. The transcript has a single exon. Bases 1 to 1335 code for a protein of 444 amino acids.
AUGAUUCCAUCAAAAUCCAAUGAUCCAACUAAUGAUUUAUCAAUAUCUUCAAAUACGAAUAAAGAUUAUAAGAAAUUUAAAAUGGUAGAUCUAAAUACGGAAGAAAUGCCUCUAGAAACUCAAGAACAAAUUUCAAAUCUUUUAUUCUCAGAUAAUUUCAAUGAACGGGCAGAAGCAUUUGAUAUUUUUGCCAAUUACUCUCAAGAACACUAUCCAGAUGGUGAAAUUAUUCUAAAAAUUCAACAGGCCAUUGAAAUUCAAUUUCAAAAUGAUGAUAUCAAUGAAAAUAUACUUGCCAAUAUUAUACGUAUCGUAGACUCUCUUGGAAAGUACUUUAAUGAUAACUUUGAUUCAUGUCUUUACAUUUCAAAAAUUUGGGGUCUAAUGCCUAACAUAGAAAUUGCUGAUUCGAUAUCAAAAAUACUGUGUACGCACGAGAACGCAGUUGUUUUGAUACUUUCAGACGUUCUUUCACCUACAAUUUUCAACUUACUUGAAUCUGAUGAUUCUCUUCACCAAACUAUAGCAAUAAACUUACUUCGAUCAAUAUUCCAGAAUUCUAGCAUUUCUGAACGCGCAAAUCGAUAUAUUCCAAAUAUUAUUGAAUUAGCAAAAAAUUCAUCAAAUUGUACAAUAAUUGCUCAAUGUUUUGAACUGUUUCCUGAAUUUUUGAACAUAGAUCCUCAAAUUUUCUUAUCAGAAAUGUUUCAUGAUUUAUUUUUGAAUUUUGAAAGCUAUAAUGAGGCAGAUUUUCUUGCAGCCGGUAGAUUCAUUGCAGAAAUUACAGAACACAUUGAUAUAUGUCAAUUUGUUGAGAAUUCAAAAGCAAUUCAAAUGAUUAUCGCUGCUCUUAACAAUAAUGAUGAAUUAGCGCAUUCUGGUGCAAUAUCAUCCAUAUUUGCAAUAAUUUCAUCAUCUUAUGAUGGAAUUGUAAUGAUAUUUAACAGUCCAAUUGCAAAUUUACUUUUACAUCUGAAAGAAAGGACAUCCAACCAGAUUUGGAAAGCGUCCCUUAGAAUAUUAUGUGUAAUAUGUGUAACACUUGGUAGCGACGUUGCUUAUGACUUCUCCAAAAAUGAUUUUGCAAAUGUUUUGAUAGAAAACAUAAAUUCGUCAAUGCCAACUAUGUAUUUGGAAAUGCUAGGUGCUCUUAUUAAAAUUCUAAACUCAUUGCUCGCGCAUAAUGAAGCAGAAAUGAUUAAACAAAUAUUAGAAAAUGAAACUCUCUAUGAAGAACUUUCAUAUAUCCUAGAUGAAAAUACUGAUCCUAAUGUUACUAAAUUAGCUGAGUAUUUGAUUGAUUUUAUGAAUGAAAAUCUUAAUUCAGAGAAUUAA